Messenger RNA from Carica papaya (papaya), 1553 nucleotides. Its product is annotated as cytochrome P450 81Q32-like. The record is from RefSeq and is a predicted model, not a curated record. Gene Ontology annotation, molecular function: heme binding; iron ion binding; monooxygenase activity. Lineage: Eukaryota; Viridiplantae; Streptophyta; Magnoliopsida; Brassicales; Caricaceae.
ACAUGGCGGCCAUUUGGUAUCUCUACUGCUCUCUGAUAUUUUCCAUGCUCUAUUUCUUCACCAAACGUUUUAGUAAGAAAAUAGAAAACCUCCCUCCAAGACCGUUUCCAUGUCUACCCGUAAUCGGACAUCUCCAUCUCCUCAAACAACCUAUCUUCAAGACACUCUCAGAGAUUGCUAAGAAACAUGGUGAUCUUCUUUUACUUCAAUAUGGCUCACGUCCUGUCUUGUUGGUUUCUUCACCAGCCGCCGCCGAAGAAUGCUUCACCACAAACGACGUCGCUUGUGCUAAUCGUCCUCGUUUUCUCAUGACCAAACACUUCGCCAUCAACAACACGUCACUGGCUUGGGCUCCCUACGGUGACCAUUGGCGAAACCUUAGACGUCUCGUCUCUCUCGAGCUAUUAUCGUCUGGUCGUCUCCAGUUACUGCAAUGGAUUCGAGUCAACGAGGUGAAGUCAAUGGUCUCAUCACUCAUCAAACGUCAAAAUCGUCCUCUUGACAUGAGGGUGGUUUUCUUCGAGCUCACUCUCAAUGUCAUGAUGAUGAUGAUAGCUGGAAAGCGAUAUGUUGGUGAUAACAUAACAGACGCCAAGGAAGCAAAGAAGUUUCGGGAGAUUCAUGGGGAGACUUUUAAGAUCGGCGGGACAAUGGCCAUCGUAGAUUACAUCCCAUGGAUUAAAUCAUGGAAGCUGGAGAAGCAGAUGAUAGAACUUCAGAAGGAGAGAGAUGCUUUCAUGCAAAACUUGAUUGAAGAACGUAGAAGGAAGAUGAAGAGCAAUCGUCGUGAUGGAGAGAGCUGGAAAACCCUAAUCGAUGUCAUACUCAUUUUGCAAGAAACAGAUCCUGAAUAUUACAGCGAUGCCAUGAUCAGAAGUCUUAUACUAGUUCUUAUAUUGGCAGGAACAGAUACUACAAUAAAUACAAUGGAGUGGUCACUUUCGUUGCUGCUAAACCACCCAGAAGUUCUUAAGAAGGUUCAAAUGGAGAUUGACAAUCAAAUAGGAGAGAAUAAACGUCUUCUUGAAGAAUCCGAUUUACCCAAACUUCCAUUUCUCCGUAGCAUCAUUCUUGAAUCAAAUCGUAUGUACCCACCGCUCCCACUUCUGGUUCCUCACGAAACUUCAAAGGACUGCAUAAUAGGAGGAUUCCGGGUUCCAAGUGGGACGAUGAUAUCGACCAAUGCAUGGGCCAUACAGAAUGAUCCGAAUACAUGGGAGGAUCCGAGAAGCUUCAAGCCAGAGAGGCAUAAAUCUAGCGUAGGGUUCCCGGAGCUUGGAGGAAGAGAUGGGUUCAAGUUGAUGCCAUUUGGGUCGGGUCGGAGGGGGUGUCCUGGAGAGGCUUUGGCUGUAAGGACUGUCGGAUUGGCACUUGGAACACUCAUUCAAUGCUUUGACUGGUCGAGGGUUGGUGAGGAGAUGGUGGAUAUGACUGAAGCAAUUGCUUUCAGCUUGCAGAAGGGUGAACCUCUGCAAGCUAAAUGCAAGCCCCGAGCAAUCAUGGCUAAGUUUCUUUCUCAAGAGAAACUAUUUUCUAUAACAGAUAUAUAUUGA